GACAAAAAAUGGAAACACACCAGCAGUGUGAGGAGACCUGAAAGUGGCACAUGGCAGAGUGUGGCGAUGGAGAGACAGCAGCAAUGGGAGGCCGUACAGGGACCCAUGAGAGACUCUGGACUUGGCAGCAGCAUGAGGAGGCGGUAUAGGGGCCCAUGGCAGAUUAGGGGCCUGGCAGCAGCUAUGGAGGCCCGUAAUCUGCCAGCACCCUAUGACAAAAAAUGGAACACACCAGCAGUGUGAGGAGACCUGAAAGUGGCACAUGGCAGAGUGUGGCGAUGGAGACAGCAGCAAUGGGAGGCCGUCACAGGGACCCAUGAAGAGAACUCUGGACCUGGCAGCAGCAUGA
Messenger RNA from Staurois parvus, 349 nucleotides. NCBI's taxonomy places the organism in Eukaryota, Metazoa, Chordata, Amphibia, Anura, Ranidae. The record is from the annotation of a GenBank genome assembly.